Eimeria acervulina is the source of this 510-nucleotide messenger RNA. RefSeq lists its product as hypothetical. NCBI's taxonomy places the organism in Eukaryota, Apicomplexa, Conoidasida, Eucoccidiorida, Eimeriidae. The coding region runs from base 1 to 510 and encodes 169 amino acids. The record is from RefSeq and is a predicted model, not a curated record. The transcript has 3 exons.
AUGUUGAGACGGCUACUGCAGCCAACCCCCCCAGCCGCUUGCGAACAGCAGCAGCAGCAGCAGCAGCAGCAGGUGCCUCCACUUGCUGCAGCAGCAGACUUCGUGGGUUUAAAGAUCCUUGGUGGAGGAGCAGCAGCAGCAGCACCGGAUAGCGCAGCAUACGACUCAGCAGCAGCAGCAGCAGCAGCAGCAGCAGGGGAGAGGCAGCUAGAGGUAGAUGAUGCUGCUGCUGCUGCUGCUGUUCCUUUCAUCAACAGCAGCAGCUGGAAGAGAGCUCUAGCAUACAGCUACGGACCCCGAAGCGGCGAGCACGAAAUGCGUAAAGUGGUUUCAAGAGUGGCGGCAGUGCAAACAGAAAACACAAACCCUACAUUGCAACGCCAGACUAUCAGUACUCCUAAGCAGCAGCAGCAGCAGCAGCAGCAGCAACCGCAGCAGCAGGAGCCAUUGGGAAGUGCUGCUGACAUGCUGUCUGCCUGUAUCGCCUUUGCUGCUGCUGCAGCAGCGUGA